Molecule: messenger RNA, 1031 nt
Organism: Rhizophagus irregularis DAOM 181602=DAOM 197198
Lineage: Eukaryota; Fungi; Glomeromycota; Glomeromycetes; Glomerales; Glomeraceae
Source: RefSeq, a predicted model, not a curated record
GGAACUGUUUUUAAAGCAAUUUGGAAAGAUGGUCCUAUAUGUAAUUAUUAUAAUCAUCAAUGGAAAAGAAGUAAUAAUGAAAAAAUUGCUCUAAAAUGUCUACAUAACUCACGAAGCAUGACAGCUCAAUUUUUAAAAGAGAUUGAAUUACAUAAUUUACCAUAUGAAACCGGUUGGAUAGUUCAAUGUUUUGGCAUCACUAAAGAUCCAAUCAUCCAAAAACAGAAAAUUUUAUGAUGGUUAUGAAAUUAGAAGAAGGUAGUUUAAGGCAACAUUUAAAUAAUAAUUUUAUUUCACUGAAUUGGGAGAAAAAAUUUCAAAGUAUGCAUGGUAUUGCAUAUGGUCUUAAAGACAUUCAUAAAAAAGGAUUAAUUCAUCAUGAUUUUCAUUGUGGAAAUAUAUUAAGUGAUUUUAUAGAUAGUGCUUAUAUCACUGAUUUAGGAUUAUGUCAACCAGCAAAUGUAAAGACUUUUCAAGAUAGUAAUAAAAAAAUAUAUGGAGUGUUGCCUUAUGUAGCUCCUGAAGUUUUAAGAGGAAAAGAAUAUACUCAAGCAAGUGAUAUUUAUGGAUUUGGAAUUAUUACGUAUGAAAUAUGUACAGGUCUGCCUCCUUAUUAUGAUGUGGCACAUGAUGAAUUCUUAGCUAUGAAAAUUUGUCAAGGAUUAAGACCAAAAAUUAAUUACAGAAUUCCUCAACUACUUCUUGAUAUAAUUAAUCAAUGUUGGGAUGCAAACCCUUUAAAUCGACCUAAAGUGAAUGAAUUAUAUGACUCAUUAAGAAAUUUAUAUAAUUAUGGUUCUAGAAAAUUUAAUCCCGCAAUUGUUGAACAAAUUAAAGAAGUGGAUAAAAUUAAUGAAGAUUCAUCUUAUUUAUCAACAUCUUCACCUUUCUUAUCUACUUGCACUCUUUCAUAUAUGACACAUCCUCAAGCAAUUUACACAAGUAAACUUUUAGAUUUUAAAAAUCUUCCAGAACCAAAAAAUUCUAACGAUAAUAAUGAUUUACUUGGAAAUAAAUAUUCAGGUAAUUAA